CCUCCUUCUCUAAUCCCCAUUUCCCUCAUGGCGUGUCACUGGCUAUCGAGCAUCAACCAUCCUAUUCUCCUUAGAGUGGGAUUAAAAUUUACUGCACGUGACAGUACGUUAUGAUGGCGAGUCUGAAGGGUCCAGACCCUUACCGGGCGGUUCCCAUAGACCCUGGGAAACGCGCCAUAAGGCUUGUAAAGGUUCAACCUGGAUCCUCACCACCCAUCCGCUGCCAAUUCAUCUCGUGUCUCCUCGAGGACUGCCCCCCGUAUAUAGCACUGUCUUACACCUGGGGAUCCUCAGAACACAAGAGAAAUAUACAGCUCCAAUCGAAAACAUGUGCCGUCAGCAAGAACCUGUUCGCAUUCCUGUGCCGCGUGAGCCGAGAUGCCAACGACUCGUUCUUUUGGAUCGACGCCCUGUGCAUCAAUCAGAGCUGCAACCGCGAGCGCACCCACCAGGUCCGCCUGAUGAAAGAGAUUUAUUCGCGCGCCUGUCGCGUCAUUGUCUGGCUGGGCGAGGCCGCUUCCGAAUCCUACCACAAAACCAUCCACCUCAUCGAGGCCACCUACCGCGAGCUGUGCAAGAGCUCACCCGACAGCGCCUGCAGCCUGGACCUGAGCCCGACCGAGCGCGACAACAUCAUCUCGCUGUAUGAGCACGAGUACUGGAGCCGCGUGUGGAUCGUCCAGGAGGUCAUGUGCGCCAGGGAGCUGGUCAUCUACUGGGGGAAACGGACCAUCCGCUGGGAGUGCAUCGCGCGCGUCUCGGACCUGCCGGCCAUCGACAGGCUUGCCUCCAGCCCAGCGGCGAUUAUCAUCCGCGCAAAGACACUGUGGGGUGGCUCGGUGUCGCUGGCGCAGCUGGUGUCGACGUACAUCCACCUGCACAGCUCGGAUAUCCGGGACAAGGUGUUUGGCCUGCUGGGGCUCGCCUCCGAGGAGGAUCCCAUGCAGGCCGACUACUCCAUGACGGCAGAGGAUGUCUUCGAGGCGACCUGCCGCGUCGCCUUCCGGUCUGGCUCCCUUGCCCGCUUCUAUGACAAGGUCCAGUUCGGCAAGAGCCUGCGGGACGCCCUGGCAGUGCCUUUUACCGACAAGCGCCUGGGGGAGUUGGCCAGGCACACGACACAGAGCUGGAAAGCUAAGCGGCGGAAUGAAAAGGUUCAUCAGCGCCAAGUUCAGAACUCCAUCAAUCGCCACUCGACACUGGGACGGGUCCAUGGGCGAGCAAUGAAGUCUCAUGCCCCCGGUUGGCGAGGAGAAAAGAGUUUCUCGGACGGAUAAAUAAUUCGUGUUCCGAGAAGAAAAGAGAAAAAGAAAUGAGCGUCAAUUUCUACACUCAUGUUCCAAUGCGGAAAUCUCCUGUCACGAGGUUGUCCCCCUUCUUACCACUACGCAGGUUUGAGGCAAAUGCAACCUGCUUAUAUUGACUGAUAUCCACCCCUACAGGACAUAUUUGCUGUCUUGUACUUGUUACUUCGACGUAUGAACUGACUUUCUUUUUGGUUAUAUAGCGCAUGUGUUUUUGGAUAAGGAAAAUAGGUAGGCUUCGGUGAAAAGCGGUGUAUGCAAGGAUAUAAAAAAGGAGGGUGGACACGGAGGCAUGCAAGGUUUGUUUGUGUGCUAUAUUUCUCUACAUUGCAACAAAUAACAUAGCCAACAUAGUAGUGAUAAUCAAACUACAACUACAAUUAAAUGUGUCU
Cryphonectria parasitica EP155 is the source of this 1696-nucleotide messenger RNA. Its product is annotated as HET-domain-containing protein. Lineage: Eukaryota; Fungi; Ascomycota; Sordariomycetes; Diaporthales; Cryphonectriaceae. The transcript has a single exon. Bases 111 to 1277 code for a protein of 388 amino acids. The record is from RefSeq and is a predicted model, not a curated record.